Messenger RNA from Mesorhabditis belari, 1191 nucleotides. The record is from the annotation of a GenBank genome assembly. Lineage: Eukaryota; Metazoa; Nematoda; Chromadorea; Rhabditida; Rhabditidae.
AUGGCUGAUCGAUCAAGAGGUCCUGCAUUUGCAUUGUUUGUAUCGGUUUUGAUGGUCGUUACCGGAUCACUCAAUACAAUUUGUGCCAAAUGGGCUGAUAGCCUGAAGCCUCCAGGAGAAAGCGUCAAAUUUAAUCAUCCAUUUUUGCAGGCAACAUGUAUGUUCUUUGGCGAAUUCCUUUGCUUGGUUGUGUUCUUUCUGAUCUACGCAUUUCAACGAUACCAAUGGAAUCGCACAAAUAUUACAGGCGAACACGGAGCAAUCACGGAUCUAUCAGAAGAACCAACUCUUCCCCAAUUCAAUCCUCUCGUUUUUCUUCCACCUGCUUGUUGUGAUAUCAUCGCAACAUCUCUCAUGUACAUUGGACUCAACCUAACGACCGCCUCUUCAUUUCAAAUGUUACGAGGAGCUGUCAUUAUCUUUACGGGACUUCUCUCAGUUGGCAUGCUUCGUUAUCGAUUUCAACCAUUCAAAUGGUUCGGCAUGCUUUUUGUGACACUGGGACUUGUCGUUGUUGGAGUGACUGACAUUGUUUAUGACGACUCGACAACCGAUGACACAAAUGGGAUCAUCACCGGCAAUCUUCUCAUCAUUAUGGCUCAGAUUAUCGUCGCUAUCCAAAUGGUUUACGAGCAAAAAUAUCUCCAGCAAUACGAUGUGCCAGCUCUUUUCGCUGUCGGUCUUGAAGGUUUAUUUGGGAUGACGAUCUUGGGUGCUUUGAUGUUUCCGAUGUAUUUCAUUCACGUGCCGAACACUUUUUCGACAAAUCCUGAGGGACGUCUCGAAGAUGUUAUCUUUGCAAUGAAAGAAAUUGGGGAAUGCCCGCUAAUUGCCGUGGCUCUUGGUGGCACAAUUGUCAGCAUUGCAUUUUUCAACUUCGCCGGAGUAUCGGUCACUAAAGAGCUCUCGGCAACAACAAGAAUGGUUCUCGAUUCAGUGCGCACAUUGAUCAUUUGGAUUGUUUCAAUUCCAUUCUUUGAUGAAAAAUUCAUUCCAGUCCAGAUCCUCGGUUUUGCAUUGUUGCUUCUUGGAAUGUUUGUCUAUAACGACAUUUUCUUCGGUCCUUUCACUCGUCGUCAUAUCAUUCCACGAAUGGGAGAAGACAAUCCGUUGACCACUUGCUGCUUUAACUUCUGUGGUGCGGAUACGACAGAAAUCGAUCGUCAACAACUCAUCGAUGAAGAUGAGGCU